UAAGAAGUGUCUACACUGCUGGCUUCACUCAGUAAAUUCCCCUUCUCAACGCCCCAUCCUCCCCCGCGACAUUUCUACAAAAGUGCCCCCGGGGGGCCAACCGGCUGCCCGCCUUCGAUUCCCUUCUCCUCCAGAAACCAGAUCAUUUCUGCCCCUUACUCCUGAUGGCUGGAAGAAAAAGGAGGAAGUUGAAAAAAUUACCUGAAGAAAGUAGAGAUAAAGAGAAUAAGCCAGAUGCACAGCAGACCUGGCUGGAGCUUCCAGAGGACCUUUUGGAAAUGGUUAUCUCACGGUUAACCUUGAGCGAAAAUAUCCGUGCUUCUGUUGUUUGUAAACAGUGGCUUGCUGUUGCCAUCUCAGUGCGAGUGGUGAAUAAACCUCCCUGGUUGAUGUUCUUUCCAAAAUAUGGGGACUUGGUUGAGUUCUAUGAUCCUUUGCACCGUACAUUCUAUACUCUUGAGUUGCCUGAGUUAGUUGGCUCCAAGGUUUGUUAUUCGAAAGAUGGUUGGUUGCUUAUAUACAAGACUAGUACCAAUCGUCUGAUGUUUGUUAACCCCUAUACAAGGGAGUUGAUUAAGUUGCCUAAACUUGAAUUGACAUACCAAAUAGUUGCCUUCUCUGCUGCUCCAACGUCUUCUUGCUGUAUUGUGUUUACUAUUAAGCACAUCAGCCCCACCAUUAUUGCCAUUAGUACCUGCCAUCCUAGAGCAGCUGAAUGGACAACCAUCAAUUACAGAAACCGUUUGCCAUUUGUUAGCAGCAUUUGGAAUAAGCUGGUCUUCUGUGGUGGAAAGUUUUAUUGUCUGAGCCUCACUGGUUGGUUGGGGGUUUAUGAUCCAGAAAAGCGCAGUUGGGUUGUUCAUGUACUGCCCCCUCCCAAAUGCCCUGAGAAUUUUUUCGUAAAAAAUUGGUGGAAGAGCAAAUUUAUGGCUGAGCACAAUGGGGAAAUUUUUGUUAUAUACACUUCAUCUGAAGUUAACCCUGUGAUGUAUAAAUUAGACCAAGCAAUUAAAGAAUGGGUGGAGGUGAAAACUUUAGGUGGUCUAUCUAUCUUUGCAAGUUUCUUGUCCUCCCAUGCAAAGAUAGAUCUUCUUGGGACUAUGAGAAAUAGUGUUUACUUUUCUAAGGUUCGCUUUUAUGGAAAGCAUUGCGUGUCAUACUCCCUUGACGAUAAUAGAUACUACCCCAGAAAGCAGUUCUAUGAUUGGGGGGAAGAAGAUCCUUUUGGAAGCAUUUGGAUUGAACCACCUGAAGAUCAUUCAAGCUUUGCUUAGAAAGGCCAGUGGAAUAGGCCAUAUAGCAUUCAUAACUAAAAUCUCACCUUGCGAGGUCUUUGGGUAGCGAACCCCAUUGAGCCAUUAAGGAUGAGCUUUUAGCCGCCUGAAGAGUGAAGAGGAGUCCCCGACAGAACGAAACCCGGGCUUUGCAGUGAAUCAUCCUUGGCCCUUCUGUCAGUACUGCUAGCUAUGCCUUUCCAUGUUUCCAGCAUCUCACUCUCUGCCCUGAUCAAGUAUUAAUUUAGAAGCGGGCCAAAAUACCCCUUGAUUUAAAAACCCAUGAUAUCCGAAUUGAUUCGAAAAAUAUGAUGCUUGUUUCACAGUA
Messenger RNA from Coffea arabica (coffee), 1602 nucleotides. The record is from RefSeq and is a predicted model, not a curated record. NCBI's taxonomy places the organism in Eukaryota, Viridiplantae, Streptophyta, Magnoliopsida, Gentianales, Rubiaceae.